This is a messenger RNA of Blastomyces dermatitidis ER-3, 225 nucleotides long. RefSeq lists its product as uncharacterized. The record is from RefSeq and is a predicted model, not a curated record. The transcript has a single exon. The coding region runs from base 1 to 225 and encodes 74 amino acids. Lineage: Eukaryota; Fungi; Ascomycota; Eurotiomycetes; Onygenales; Ajellomycetaceae.
AUGGCGGUGGAGGGGGCAGAGGAUGAACUGAACACAGAUGAACUGACCAGCAGAAGGGAUGACACCUCACUGCAAGGCACAGUGACUACCAUCACAGCCGCAAAAGAAGCAGGAGAAGAAGAAGAUGUGACAAUGAGAGCAGUGCUCCUGCAGCUCAUUGACAUCAUCAUCUUCACCUUCAACCUGACUUUCUUGACAGUCAUGAAGGCUGCUGCCGCACCAUGA